UCGUGGUUGGCAGUGUCGCUCCAUCAUCCGCAAAUCAAAUGUUUGUAGAAUAGUGCGGCGGGCGUGUUCGACGUUUGAAAAUUCGAAUUCCUCGAGACGAUCGGCUGCUGCUCGAGGAAGUGUGUGUAUAUUCCGCUCGUCGAACGAUGUCCGGUGAUGUGCAGCCAAGAAAGCGAAAGGACAAGCGGCGCAAAAAAGCAGAUGGGGAAUACACUAUACAAAGGAUACGUGGUGCAAGUAUCGACGAUGAAGAUACUGGGACUCCACCGCCUACUUUGAUCAGCCCGACCGAUACUUCUGCGGAAAAUGUGUCUAUUCAUAUCUAUAAAGAAAGCAGCACAGGCGGACAUUGGUGUGCACGUAUCAUAUUCUUUGUUUUACUAGCCGUUCUCGUUGGACUGAUCGGUAUAAUAAUCUUUGAACACAGAGGGACUACAGAUGUCGACACGCCAGUAGCAUCGUCACGAUGGGCAAAUAUAUUUGAAGGCUGGGUAGAUGAUUCGUUACCUAGUCAUGGUGACGAGCCACACGAUCAGGGUGAAACAUCAGAAGCGAGUGAAGAAGCAUUAGAGGAGGAGGAAGAAAAAGAGGAGCAUGACGAGGAAGAAUCUGCAGAAGCUGAGAAGGAAGAGGAAGAAGGGGAAGGAAGUAUAGAACAGGAAGAUGAAGGAGAUGAAGGAAUCGGCGAAGAAGAAGAAGAAGAAACUGAUGAAAGAGAAACAGGAGAAGAAGAAGAAGAGGAGGAGGAAAUAGAUGAGGAAGAAGGAAAUGAACAAGAAGGAGAAGAAGAGGAAGAAGAGGAAGAAGACAAUGCAGAAUCUGAGGAGGCAGUAGAUGAUGUUGAUAGCAAAGAAGACCAAGAAGAAGACGAAGGUAUUGACGAAGGGGAAGCCGAUGAAGAAGAAGACGAUGAUGCACAACAAGAAUUCGACGAUAAUAGUAUAUUAGAAGAGAUUGAUAAUACAAAUGAAGAUGACGAUGCGGAUGAAGAAACUGAUAUACCUGACAAUUUUGAUGCGGAAUUUGACGCUAGUACUGAGGCAGCUGACGACAGUUUGGAGGACAAGGAUAAUGAUGUGUCUGAAGAAUUCACGGGUAUACCUGGUGUUAAUGAUAUCGACGAUAAUAGUGCGGAACCCCUAGAAGAGAUAGAAAGUGAAGAACCUGAAGAAGAUGUAAGUGAUGGAGACAGUGAACCUGAAGAAGAAGAAGAGAUCGAAGAAGAAUCUCCUAGCGUGGCUGUGAAGUUCGGAGUCGGUGUUGCACUUCUCGUUGCUGCACAUUUCGUUCUCGUUAGACGGUGGAACAACGUUGAUAUUUCUUCACGGAAUACAACCGACACAUCUGACUUUGCAAGACGCAAUACAAUAGUUUCACCUCCUCAUAUUAAACAAGUAAUCAAAACAGUUGAAAAUAUUGAAAGUAAAGUACGUGCGCAAUCGCAAGUAGAAACUUAUGAAGACUUAAGGUCUAAGUACAGUAAUCUGCAAGAAGAAAAUGUUCUAACUGAUGUAGAGAAACUAAUCCCACAAAGUGGAGUGAAAGAAAAAGAUGUACGGUCAACUCAAGGCAAAGCUAAAGAAGAAAUUAGUGAAAAUCGAGGUCAAUCUAAAAUAAUAUCAUCUGAAGAAGAGGAAGAAGAAGAUGAUGAUUACGAAGGUGACGAAUUAGAAAUAUCAGAAGGCGAGCGUAUUUCUGGUGCAGAAGAUUAUGAAGAAGAAGAGGUAGAAGAAGAAGAAGAGGAGGAGGAGGAGGAAGAAGAAGAUGAGGAAAUUGAAAAUGUGGACGAUUCGGAGUUAAUAGCUAAGCUUGAUGCAAAAUAUGGAAAAUUACCUACUCCUCAAGAUAGUGAAGCUGAAGAAGAAGAGCAGGAAGAAGAAGAGGAAGAAGAAGAAGAAGAAGAGGAACAUGAUGAAUUGCCAGAAUGGAAACAUGUUAAAACGCCAAAGGACUCCCAAACGAGAAGACCUACUCAACAAUCAACAGGAAUAAAAAAUAAAGAAGCAGAUACUACUCAAGCUAAAGGUGGAGGAAAAGUUCAUAAUUUUAAUAACGUGUCAAAUACUGAUGACGUAACCGUUCAUGAAGAAAAUGAGUCUAAGGUACCUCAAAUUGGAGAAUUUCUCGAUUAGAAUAUAUGUGCGCGUUCCUGUAAGAUAAUUUUGAUAUAAACUUGUUUUCUCAAGCAAUGAGAAAAAUUACUGUUUUCUGUACAAACGAUCCUACGUUUGUAUUGUACAUUAUUAACACAAUGUGUGAUUUGCAGUUUCCAAAUAUUAGAAUACCAGUCAAUUUCAUGUAUAUAGAAAAAUUAUAAUCUUCGUAUUUCUCCAUAUUCUUAUUUUUCAUCUAUUUAUUAUCAACUUAUUAUCUGUUUCACUUUUAUUUGUUGUACAUAAGAAUAUCUUGACUUAAUUCAAAUGUUUCAAUUUUGUUAAAAGAUUUAACUAUUGAUAUAUAACAUAUAUAAAAAUGAUAUAUCAAAGACAUUAGAUUUUUACAAAGAGGACUGAUCUAAUAUAUAUUUAAAAUAGAAUUAAUACGAAGGAAAAGAAAAAAAAUAUCACUUUUAUCAGAUAUGUCGUAACUGUCCAAAAAUCAAUAAAUUAUACACAAAAAUAUAGCAUGAAAAAUUUUAAUAUAUAUAUAUAUAUUUAUAUAUAUAUACCCUUGCCUUUUCAAAAGGUCAAUGUACAGGCAAAAUUAAAACUGCAUAGAUUCUUUUAUAUAUAUAAAGUGAUUUAUUCGAAAUGUUUACAAUGCAAGAAAAUAAUAGUCUUGUUACAUGUACAAAUAACAUUACUUCACUCAGACCUGAAAUAUUUUCAGGAUAUUUAACAAAUAUAUGACAUAUUCUUUUCAUGAAAAGAGAGAAAAUUAUUCUAUCUUAAUAUUUUAUAUCGGUAUGUAUAUUUUCCUGUUAAUUGAUUUUCAAACGAGUAUGUAUUUGAAAGAUAUUGAAUGAGCGCAUGCAAUAUAAAAUAAAUUUUAGCCCACAGUAAAAUAUUUUACAUCUUCAACGCUUAAGCACUCAUGAAAAAGUAUAUAUGUGUUAAAUCUUUAAAAUUAAAAAAAAUUUGAUAAUACAUUGUAAUAAAUGAAGCUUUUUUCUUUUAUUCGUAUAUUUUUAUAUAAGAAAAUAUAUAUAUUAGAUAAAACUUGCACGGAUCAAUUUGAUCGAAAGUCACUAGUAGUGAGCGCUUAAGUAUUAAAGUUUUAUGAAACAUAUGAAUUCUCCUGUUAUGCAGCACAAAACAUGAUACGAAAUAUUUUAUAGUGUAAAAAUAAGAUUUUUAUUUUAAAAUAAUUAAGUAUUGAAAAAUUC
Odontomachus brunneus is the source of this 3325-nucleotide messenger RNA. RefSeq names its product protein Ycf2. The coding region runs from base 147 to 2132 and encodes 661 amino acids. Gene Ontology annotation, cellular component: endoplasmic reticulum. Gene Ontology annotation, molecular function: peptidyl-aspartic acid 3-dioxygenase activity. NCBI's taxonomy places the organism in Eukaryota, Metazoa, Arthropoda, Insecta, Hymenoptera, Formicidae. Gene Ontology annotation, biological process: peptidyl-aspartic acid hydroxylation. The record is from RefSeq and is a predicted model, not a curated record. The transcript is spliced from 10 exons.